Molecule: messenger RNA, 2523 nt
Organism: Lobosporangium transversale
Lineage: Eukaryota; Fungi; Mortierellomycota; Mortierellomycetes; Mortierellales; Mortierellaceae
Product: cytidylyltransferase family-domain-containing protein
Exons: 5
Coding region: 229-2493 (754 amino acids)
Cellular component (GO): endoplasmic reticulum membrane
Molecular function (GO): phosphatidate cytidylyltransferase activity
Source: RefSeq, a predicted model, not a curated record
CUUUGUCUUUUUCUACCUUUCAUUACUCUAUCUGUCUGCCUUUUCCCUUCUUUCAACUAACCAGCUGACCUGAUUCUUUCAUUUCAUUCUGGUCAUUGUCUUAACAUUUUGAAUUGGAUUCCAUAUUUCAUACAUUUCAUUUUUAGCCAACGUCUUCAUACAUUAUUGGCUGUACUUGGUCCGUUCACUUGAGCAUUCCUCCGAAUUAUACUUUACGUUGACAAUAUCAUGACCAAAUCGAAAUCACCAAAAAGAAAAAAUACCAACAGCACCAACAGCAAUGGCAACCCUCCUGGCACUAUCAAGACUAAUCUGUCUGAUGCCGCUGCUGCCUUGCAGGCUGCAACGAUUGACGCACCUAAAUCAAUAACCUCGGAGCGACCUAUUGCUCCUUCAACAUCGCCUAAACAUAACAAGCGUUCAACACCAGUCAGUCCCCUCAAAACUCUCAGUCCUACUGGACAGGAUUCUGGGACUAAACACCUCGAAAAUAUCAAAGACAAGGCCAUGGAUGCUCUGAACGACGUCAAGGAUGUCGUACAGCUCGCGGCCAAGAAAUUUGAAAGUGUGAUUGAGAAUAAACAGUUCGCACCCAUGGAAACCAUCGCAGAAACCAAACAAUCGGUAAAAGAACAGAAACUGCUGUCGAAACCUCAAUUGCCAUCUUCUGCACAGUCAGCAUCAGUAAACAGAGCAAACGUCUUGGCCCCAUCUGCGUUGUCAUAUUUGAGCCACAAUCUAUUCGACAACCUUCGACUUGAUCGCAACAAAUACAACAACAGCAAAGAGGAGGAGGAUGAGAGCAAUAGUGAAACUGAGAGCAAUGAUGACAGUGAGUUAGAUUACAGCAGCAGCAGUAGUGAAAGCAGUAACAGCGUUCAUACUACUGAAGAUGAAGAAUCUGAAGAAGAGGACUUCAUAGAAGAAGAGGAGGAGGACGAGGACGAAGUAGAAAGAAAAGAAGGGAUCGACAGGAAUAUUCUCAAGCUGAGGCGGCAGCCGAGCACAUCAAGCAAUGUAUCGACUGUUUCACGAAAAAAAAAGCAGCAGCAAAAGAAACAACUACAACAGCAACAAGAGCAACAGCAACAACAAACUGUCUUACCAGAGUCCCCAACUCAAAAGAGGUUUUGCCUGAAGUCUCAGGAUGAACAGUUUCCUCUUCAUACAGGGCAGUCUGUGUUGACCCAAUCAGCAGCUGAAGUUACAUCGCCUCGAAGCCGGAGUCCUAGUCAAAAUCACCGUCACCAUCAAGCAGAGCCUGUAGUGUUGUUAGCAGAUCAAUCAGCAAAGGCCAAAUGGGCCAACUGGUCAGUCCGCACGCUAUGGACAUUGAUUAUGAUCGGAGGUUUCUUUGCAUGCGUUGCAGCAGGGCCUGCCUUCGUGAUUCUUCUAGUUGUGUUGGUCCAAGGACUUGUUUACAAGGAAGUCAUUUAUCUUGCCAACGUACCGAGUAGAGAGAAAAAGCUUCCCUGGUUUCGAACGAUGAACUGGUACUUCCUCUUCAGCACAAACUAUUUUUUCUAUGGCGAGAGUUUGAUUCAUUAUUUUCAACAUGUUGUCUUUGUCGACGCAUUCUUACUUCCUUUUGCUACUCAUCACCGCUUCAUUUCCUUUACACUCUAUGUUAUCGGUUUCGUAUUCUUUGUUGCCAACCUGAAGAAGGGUCACUACCGCUUCCAGUUCUCACAGUUUGCAUGGACACACAUGACAUUGUUAUUGGUCGUCUGUCAGAGCCACUUUAUCAUCAACAACAUCUUUGAGGGUUUGAUCUGGUUUUUCCUUCCAGUUUCGUUGGUUAUUGCCAACGACAUUUGGGCAUACAUCUUUGGAUUUUUUUUUGGUAAAACCCCAUUGAUCAAGCUUUCGCCCAAGAAGACUGUCGAGGGUUUCGUUGGUGGUUGGAUCAUGACUAUUGUCUUCGGCAUACUGUUUUCCACCUUGUUCUUAAGAUACCCAUACAUGAUCUGUCCUGUCAAAGAUCUGCGUUCUACAGCGUUCAGUGGACUUACUUGUGAGCCCAACCCAGUUUUCAUUCCUGUAAAACAUUACCUCAAGCCAUGGAUGGUGGCUCUGGUCCGUCAUCUAGGAAUGCGCAGCAACUAUGUAAUGAUUGCACCCCUUCAAUUGCACACCAUUGUCAUGGCAUGUUUCGCAUCACUGAUUGCACCUUUUGGAGGAUUCUUUGCCUCUGGUUUCAAGCGUGCUUUCAAGAUCAAGGAUUUCGGUCAAUCGAUCCCUGGUCAUGGAGGCAUCACAGAUAGAAUGGAUUGUCAAUUCUUGAUGGGGUUGUUUUCAUAUAUGUACUAUCAGAGUUUCAUCAAGACGACAGCACUCUCUGUGGGGGUAGUGUUGCAGAGUGCGAUUAAUAACCUGCAAGGACAAGAGCAGAUGGAGUUGUUUGAACAUAUGCGACAGUAUUUGAUUGGGCAGGGUCUCUUAGAUGAGGACAGCUGUGUCGUCAUGCCGCCCAAGGAGGCAUGGAUUUCAUAAAAAAAUACUUUAAUAUAACGAAGCAAUGUU